AUGAGUGACAGUGAUACUGCAAAAUCGAACGUGUCAGAUAAUGGCGGCGCACGGCAAGGUCCGAGUACACGACACGGACGAGAUCCCGUUUCCACUGCACCGUCCGACAUUUGCCGUGUCGGAAUACGUGUACCACCGUUUUGGCCCGAAGAGCCCGAAAUAUGGUUCGCACAGAUUGAGGGACAAUUUGCCAUAUCUAAUAUUACUUCGGACACGACGAAAUUUUAUUACGUCAUAAGUAAUUUGGAAACGCAAUAUUCGAAGGAGGUUAAGGACGUUAUAACGAACCCACCGUCUUCGAAUAAAUACGAGAAGCUGAAGCAAGAGCUGAUUAAGCGUCUUUCUGCGUCCCGUGAGAAGAAGCUGCACCAACUUCUCAUGCACGAAGAACUCGGGAAUAGAAAACCAUCCCAAUUUUUGCGCCAUUUACAAAGUUUGGCUGGACCGUCGGUGCAAAACGAUUUCCUGCAAACCAUCUGGAGCAGCCGUCUGCCGAGCAAUAUUCAAACGUUAUUGGCUUCACAACCAGCGAGCUCACUGGAAGUCCUCGCAGACCUAGCAGACAGAGUCCAAGACAUCGUGUCGCCUACCCUCCAAACCGCAGCAGCAAGCGUUCCAGGCCCAAGUACCCAGGCCAUGGCCUUAGAGAUAGCUGAGCUGAAGGAGGCCGUCAGGAACUUGACCAUGCAGCUGGAGCGUCGUCCUCGCAACCAACAUCGUCCAAGAGACCGUAGCCGGCACAGGUCCUCAAGCAGGUCAAACUCAAAUUACCGCAAGUACCCCCUGUGCUGGUACCACAGCAAGUAUGGUGCGAAGGCGCACAAAUGUAUCAAACCGUGUGACUUCAAGACUUCGGGAAACGCGCAGGGCGGUCGAUAA
Molecule: messenger RNA, 879 nt
Organism: Aricia agestis (brown argus)
Lineage: Eukaryota; Metazoa; Arthropoda; Insecta; Lepidoptera; Lycaenidae
Exons: 1
Coding region: 1-879 (292 amino acids)
Source: RefSeq, a predicted model, not a curated record